AUGUGGCGAUUGUUGUUUCUGAUGGCGAGUGUCGCGAGUCUCGCGACGGAUUGGCCGAACAUGGUCGUCGACUACUUUCAGCACAAGCACGUCAAGUAUGUUACGCACUUGUCGUGCAAGGACGCUGCUGGAAUCAGGGCCGUAUUGCGCCUAUUGAUGAAUGCAGGCAUACGAGCAACGGUAGACUUGAUAGACCAGGGGCCUAUAAAUAUGAUGCGACUGUUGUAUCAGUACGACGCGAACGUUGGGGUACUUCUGGACGGAGAUUGUCUCAACACACGGGACAUUUUGAACAACGCCUCAGAGUCAACAAUGUUUGAUGACACGCAUUCCUGGUUGGUUACGAACGACAACUGCAGUAAUACUAGUUUCGUGGAGGAAACUUUCCAAGAUCUGAAGCUUAGCGUGAACGCUGAUGUUGUAGUGGCUUUGUAUUGCGGAGACACCUAUCAGCUUACGGAUGUGUUCAACUUUGGCCGCGUGCAGGGUAACGCGCUGGAGACCAGAGAACUUGGAGCUUGGACUUCCAAGAGAGGUUUGGAGAUUUUAUUCCAAGGCUUCAAGUACUACAAUCGCUGGGAUUUUCAUAAUCUAACGCUGCGCGCCGUGUCGGUGAUACGCAACAGUUCCAAGGUGUUCCAUGAGGGCAUGCUGUACGAGCCCGGGUUCACGGUGGGCGUGGCCGCCAUGACCAAGAUCUCCACGCAGCUGCUCAAUCUGCUUAAAGAAAUGCACAAUUUUCGUUUCAACUAUACUAUUGUGGGGCGCUGGAUCGGCACGCCAGAACGAAACUCCACUAAGGCAAUGUCGAACUUGUUAUUGUGGCGCGAACAGGAUAUCUCGUCGACGUGUACCCGGAUGUUCUCCAAUUGGCUGGACUGGAUGGACCCGUUUUUCCCCUCCGCCACCGAACUCGAGACCAAAUUCUACUACACGAUAUCAGACAAAGGUAUCGGCGACUACGAGAACCAGUUCCUGACCCCCAUGUCUCCGGGGGUGUGGUGGUGCGCGGCGGCGGCGGGGGUGGUGUGCGCGCUGGUGCUAGGGGCCGCGGCCGCCGUGGAGCGCCGCCCGGAGCCCGGCCCCUACGGCGUGUUCAGCGUGCUCGCGGCCGGGUUUCAACAAGAUUACGACGAUGGACAUCAGACGGAGAAAGAUAGUUCCAGCCGAAAGCUAGCCCUGCUGGUGGUCGGGCUCACCAGCAUGCUGCUGUACAACUACUACACCAGCAGCGUUGUGUCCUGGCUGCUGAGCGCGGCCGCCCCCAGCUUGGACUCCCUAGAUGGCCUGAUAAAGAGCGACUUCGAACUGGUCUUUGAGGACAUUGGAUACACUCGGCAGUGGCUUGACAACCCCGGAUUCUUUUACUACAUGGGUUACAAGAAUGAGAAGGAAGAUGAAUUGCGUGCGAAGAAAGUGACCAACGCCAAGCGAACGCUGCCUCUCUUUGAAAACAUUGAGGAUGGGAUAGAACUAAUGCGUACUGGAAAAUGUGCGUAUCACACGGAGCCGUACACGGCGAGUCAGGUGAUCUCGCGAACGUUCGCGGACAAGGAGUUGUGCUCGCUGGCGGGUCUGCAGAUCAUGCCGCCGUCGCAAGUGUACGUCAUGGGGCAGAAGAAUAGCCCGUACAGGCAGUUCUUUGUAUGGAGUAUGAUGCGUCUGUUGGAGCGGGGGCAUACGCGGGCAACCCGAGCCCGCGUGGGGGGGCAGAUUCCCCCUUGCUCGGGGCACACGCCGCGCGCCCUGUCCCUUGGGCAGGCUGCGCCGGCGUUUCUGCUGCUCGCCGAGUUCAUCUUGCUAUCUGCCCUCAUACUGACCGGAGAGAUUUUGUGGCACCGAUAUACAUUUCGUAAGACUUGUAAGCAAGUUUUACCGCCGAAGAAGCAAGAACAUCUCGUUAAAGUAAAAAAUGCUUAUUGGAGAUCGCAAUAAACAUUUUUU
Molecule: messenger RNA, 1944 nt
Organism: Cydia amplana
Lineage: Eukaryota; Metazoa; Arthropoda; Insecta; Lepidoptera; Tortricidae
Product: ionotropic receptor 75a-like
Exons: 15
Coding region: 1-1935 (644 amino acids)
Source: RefSeq, a predicted model, not a curated record